AUGUCAUUUUCUUCACGUGUUGCCCAUUGUUGUUUUACAAACUUUGUUACUCUCAUAUAGUUUAUUAAAAUAAAUUGAAAUAUAACAAAUAAAUUGAAUUAUGAAGGAAAAAGCGACUAUCGAGAAGGUCUAUCCUCGCAAACGCAACGCAGCAAUGCCUACAUUGUUGAAAUUUCAAAAUGGUCAAUUAGGAGCCGUAAGCAAGGAGGCUACGCAAUUCACUCGCCUAAUGCAAAAGCGUGGUAAGGAAUCGAACGCCAAUAUUGCAAUGGUGACUGCCAAUGACCAAAUUUACCAUGGAGCCAUGGAUGUUGGUGAGGCAGCAGCCCUCACAGAUACGUACAUCUGUGUACGUAAUAAAAUAACAAAUAAGACUCGUAUUAUUCCCAUUGAACAAGCUACACUCAGCAAUCACAUCUUCAAUACUCUCGAACAGAAACCUUUACCAACAUUGACGGUCGAACACACCAAAGCUGUGCUCAUGAAACAAUUUGGUGGUAGAAAAGCUGCUCGUUUUGCAGCUAAUCAAGAAAACAAUAAAGUGAAUGUCGAGGUAUUGAAGAAUGAUUUGGAUAACACUGUGCGUGAAACCGAGUUCAACAAUGAAGGUGAAGAACAAACCGAUAAACAACACAAUUUCGAUAUUUUACGACCUAAAUUCAAUAAAGAUGCAAAAAAAGUGGAAGAAAUUUAUGAUGUGCACGAUAUUGUGUCUAAAGAUUUACUCGAGCGUCUAGAUGAGGAGUCGAAAGUGGUAUACUCUACAUCAGUGGAUAAACUACCAAUACAGUCGGAAUACUUGUGCAAAUGCAUUAAAAGUAUACAAGAUAAGACGCCAACGCCGGAGGGAUUUUUGCAUUUGAAAUUAAUUAUAUACAUGGACUGUUUGCUAAAUUUGCUCAAAAGCCGCGCACGUUCGAUCAAAUCAAUCGAACUAUCCGGAAUCACAGAAAAGGCGGAAAAUGAUGUACGCACACGAUUUUCAGAUCCAAAUUCGAAACCUUUUUCUCGCACUUCACACACCUCGGAAAAAGCUUUAUGCUAUUUUAUAGUUCUUGCAUUGAUAAUCAGCGAAAAUUUCACCGUGGACUUGAAUGUAUUGGCACAGGAGCUGUGUGUUUCAAAAGUCAAAUUGGUGAAGUUUGCACACAUUGUGCAUGCCGUACGAUCCGCAAAGACCGAUUUCUUGACCUUACGUUUGCCCAGCAAAAUGACUGCCUUGCCAGGCGCAUUUAGUAGGAAAUCAAAAAAAUAAUCACUUACAUUUGCAUAUUUCUGUAAAGUCUUGAGCCUUAGUAAUUUCUUAAAUAUAAACAAUUAGAUAUAAAAACUACACACAUUGUUACUUCUCUUUGCCACAUUUAUGUUCGGUUAUUUAGACAAAAUAAAUCAGAAAGCACACUCGUUAGAACUUUAUAUAAAUUGUAUGUAUUUUUAAAAAUCACUUAAUUCUUUUGGUUUCCUUUAAUGUGACUGUUAAAGAAAUGGAAAUAACUCAAAAAAGAAAGCCUAUUUUUGGCGGUUUUCUCAUUACAUCUUGUGGUAUAAUCAGAAAGUCAAUGAAAAAAGAAGUUACGAUACGAAUGUCACAAUAUAUUUGAGUAAAAAAUGUCGUAAUAUAUUUGGUUAUGUAUACUAUUCAAAAUGGAAAUUAACAACAUAAAAGCAUACAUACCACGGUAUGUACAUAGCUUUAAGCUUAUGUACAUACAAACACGCGACGAAACUCCAAGGUCAACAAUUAUGAAUUUUAACUACCUUGGUAUGAUUCAUGAGCAGAAACCUGAAGUGUCAAUAAAAUAAAUAAUUGCGCAUAUUUAUGUUUGUACGUAUGUAUGUGGAUAAGUUAAAAUGUGUAAAGUUGACUCACUUCUUCAGAGGCAACAACUAAUUCAUUAUCAUUAAAACAAACAUAAAAUAAAAACAAUAUUUUAGUUUGAAUAUUAGUGUUUUAUUAUCAUUUUUUAGAUGCAAAGCCUUAAUUAUUUAUGUAUACAUAUAUGUAUGUGGUUAUUCAGAAAUAAAUGGCAUAAUCCCAAGCACUAAGAUUUCAAUGUUUUAUCGAAAACUAAAAAUAUUGGAAUUCCUAGUAGUAAAUAUUUUAGUUUUUAAUGUAAAGUACGCGCUUACAUAUACAUAUACAUAUUUAUGGUACCCUCUAUAAAAAUACAUUUUCUGCGAUUCGAAUUUUUUAUUCAAAGCUGCACUUAUUGAACAUUCAUAAAAUCAGUACUCACAUCACCCCAACUAUAUUUUUAUUAAUUUUUAAGGCCCUAAUCAUUUUUUUUUUUUUUUGUAGUUUUAACAACUUAUGCAGCUAUAAAAGGAAUUAACACAUUUUUUUAUUAUAAGCUCUCUCUGGUCAGAGUAAAAAAUCGAUUUGAUAAUUGAAUUCAAAAGGUUGUAAUAAGCAUUUAUCGGGAUCUUGGAUUGAGAAUGUUAAAGGUUUCUAUAGUAUUUACUGUUUUACUUUCUUUUGGUGUUCGCCGAAAACAACUAAAAGUCUGUACCCUCCCCUGGCUGUAGCCACUUUUGGCAUCACCUCGAUAUCAGCUUAUCCUCAUCACUUCUUAAACGGCCAGACCGAACA
Zeugodacus cucurbitae (melon fly) is the source of this 2590-nucleotide messenger RNA. RefSeq names its product DNA-directed RNA polymerase I subunit RPA49 (gene Polr1E). The transcript has 5 exons. Gene Ontology annotation, molecular function: DNA binding. The coding region runs from base 101 to 1255 and encodes 384 amino acids. The record is from RefSeq and is a predicted model, not a curated record. Gene Ontology annotation, biological process: transcription elongation by RNA polymerase I; nucleolar large rRNA transcription by RNA polymerase I; RNA polymerase I preinitiation complex assembly. NCBI's taxonomy places the organism in Eukaryota, Metazoa, Arthropoda, Insecta, Diptera, Tephritidae. Gene Ontology annotation, cellular component: RNA polymerase I complex.